GGGAUGCCCCAGAUAUAUUUUAGUAUUUAUCAUUUGGUUGUUGGUACUUGGUGUACGUUUGCGUUUUAAGUUAAGCAAUGAAUUGAUAAGGUUGACGUAAGCCAGUGGUUUUUAUAGAAAUAAUGUAUUAAAAUUUAAAGUAUUAGUUAUUAUGUACUAAUUUACCUUAGUGAAACAAUAUGUCUGACACGGUACCACCAAAAACUGUUAAGAUACGUACCUUGCCUGUUCUUAUUAAAAAAAAUGCUAUAACGUCUUGUGAUGAAUUAAAAUCGAACUAUAAUUUAUUGUUUCGGUGUGUUAAAAAUGCAAACCAGCAGUUGUACAAGGAAGACAUCAUAUAUAAAACAAGUGAACGAGAUGUAUUUAACGGGAAAUACCCUAACUUAAUAAUUACCAAUCGACUUAAUAUAUUAAAAAACAGCAGUCGAACUGUUGCUACCUACACAGGUGAAGAUUCUACCACCGUUGAGUUGAGCUCGGACGCCGUGACGAGUCUCAUUGGGCAAAACAACUAUGAUAUAGUUUUUAGUGCUUUGUGCUCAGUUAUAAGUCAGGAUUUAAAAGUAAAAGGGAUCCUAUCAUUAUUAAGCUUAGAUACUCACGUCAGUACUAAGACUGGGCGUGCUGACCAGUCUACUCAGACGUAUCAAUCAAGUCGAGAAAUACUUAUGCGUGAGAAACAACGGAAAUCUAUCAAAAAGAAACCGGUACGAUCUUACAUCGUACAAGAUGACAUGUUACCAGAGAAACUGACGAAGAAAAUUGUAAUUCAUCCGAAAAACCUCAUUGAACCAGAUCAAAUCAAAACAGAGAAAGUAGGCAAGUCCGAGGAACAGUCAGUUGAAGAAGAAAAUUUUAUUAAUAAUAAUAGUACAGAAGAAGUUAAAAGUAAUCUAUUGCCAGAUAUAAGACUUCUGCUUGACGAAGACAGCAACAUUUCUGAAAUAAGCAGUGGUAAUGUAUCAAUAGGCAGUUACAACAUACCAGACAUAUUAGAAAACCCAAAAUCCCUGUUGAUGAAUAUAGAUAAACAUACAAAAGAAACUGUUCCUGAAUACACGACAAUUGUUACAAUGGAUGGUUCAUUAGUAAAAAUAAAAGGUAAUCCUGAUAUAUUUCACUUGGCCACGCCGGAGGUUUUAGCACAUUUGGAGCCGAGUGAUCGAAAGAAAAUUGUUUUGCACCAAGGUUACAUUGAUUGGAAGUACUGCCUGCAUGAAGACAACAAUCAGAAUCUCCCGAUCCACUGGGCCGUGCUCAGAAACGAUGUGCAGUUACUGAAACGACAGUGCCUGGUGUUGAAAAGUCGACAUGAAUCAGUUGACGUCCCAUCCGGGAGUAACAUGACGGCGCUGCAGAUGGCGCUGUUCCAGGACAGCGCGGAGUGCGUGAGCGAGCUGCUGCGGCACGGCGCCGACCCGCUGGCGGCCGACGGGGACGCGCGCGCCGCCGCGCACCGCGCCGCCGCCGCCGCGCCCGCCGCGCUCGCCGCGCUGCUGCGGGCCGCCGCGCGCCGCGCCCGGGACGUCCUGCAGCAGCACGGCGACCUGUGGAGGCCGCAGUUCGAGAGGAAGACCGACGAGGAGUUAGCUGACCAUCUGUUGUACAAGAUGUGCGUGAUGUGCGACGACCAGGGGUACACCCCGCUGAUGUUGGCCAGCAAGGAAGGGAAGAGCGAAAACGUUAAGCUGUUGAUAGAAGCGGCUCCGAGUACCAUCAACAUGAGGAUGCCCAACUGUGGGAACACCGCUUUGUACUUAGCGGUGACCGCCGCCUGUCUGGAUUGUUACAGUCGCGGGAACAAGACAGAAGUGUCGCCGAACUUCUACUCUACCAUAGACGCACUGGUGGAGGGGGGCGCCGACCCCACCAUCGACAACGACUCGGGCAGCAACGUCAACCUGUUGCUCACCGAGUUCUCCAUCGGCAAGCUGUCCAUGUUGAUCGCCAACAAGCUCACGUCCUCCAAGUACUUCGACGGGAACGAAACGAAGGAUUUCAACUCGUAUAUGCUGGUCAAGGACUCGGAGGGUAAGGUCAACCUGCAGGAACUGAAGUCACCCAAGGCGGCGCCCCCGGAGUCGAAGGAAAAGGUGCCUGCGCACAUCGUAACGCUCGACGCCAAUAACGAGCCGCAGCCGCUGAUCGAGACGGCGAGAAGAGGAACGAACGAACAGACGAACACGGUGGUCGUCAAACCGAAGAAAAAGAUAAAGAAGCGGAAACCGGUCAUUCUGCAGAAUAUACCGGUCGUGACGCAGUUCGUGUCGCUCGCGCAGCAACGGAACCGGCCGCUGAUACUGAAGAAGUUCAACAAACCGAAGGCGGACGCGGCCGAACCCCCCAAGGUCAUAACGCUGGCGCAAAACUUUAUACCGUUACAGGCGACAGUUCCGAUGAAGUUCGUUAAAAUCUUGCCCAAAGUCGUGCAGCCCCCCCCGGCCCCGCUCGCCGCCACCCCUCCGCCGCCCACCGGCGUCAUCAAGCGAGCUAAAUCUGAUUUAAACAGGAGCCCUAAAAAAAUUAAACUCUAACAGCGAACUAAAUCGAUAACCAUACUUACGACGCGAUUAAUUUUGCUUACGAGGCGUUCACGAGCGACCGUCGGCUGCUCGCUCGGCUUCUACGUUCGCGGCAUCGUGAC
Messenger RNA from Nymphalis io (European peacock), 2647 nucleotides. RefSeq lists its product as uncharacterized. The transcript has 5 exons. Gene Ontology annotation, molecular function: protein binding. The coding region runs from base 180 to 2537 and encodes 785 amino acids. Lineage: Eukaryota; Metazoa; Arthropoda; Insecta; Lepidoptera; Nymphalidae. The record is from RefSeq and is a predicted model, not a curated record.